Mangifera indica (mango) is the source of this 1841-nucleotide messenger RNA. Its product is annotated as berberine bridge enzyme-like 21. NCBI's taxonomy places the organism in Eukaryota, Viridiplantae, Streptophyta, Magnoliopsida, Sapindales, Anacardiaceae. The transcript has a single exon. The record is from RefSeq and is a predicted model, not a curated record. Bases 1 to 1605 code for a protein of 534 amino acids. Gene Ontology annotation, molecular function: oxidoreductase activity; FAD binding.
AUGAAGAAAACAACGACGUUGCUUUCUCCUAUUUUUGUUCUUCUCUUGUCUCAAUUUCUGAAUCUGUCCCUCACAUGGGGUGCUUCAGAUUCAGUCUACCAAACUUUUCUCCAAUGCCUAAAAAAGCAAACAAAUUCCACAGACGACCUAUCAAAGAUAGUCUACGCUCAAGCAAAUCCCUCCUACACUUCAGUUUUACAGGCGUAUAUCCGAAACGCCCGUUUCAAUGACUCCCAAACGUUGAAGCCUUUGAUCAUCAUUACUCCUUUACAAGAAUCUCAUGUCCAAGCCGCGGUGAUUUGCUCCAAACAAGUUGGUUAUCAUCUUAAAAUCCGCAGUGGCGGCCAUGACUAUGAGGGGAUUUCGUAUAUUUCUGAAAGUCCGUUCUUUAUUCUCGACAUGUUUAAUUUACGUUCAGUAGAUGUUGACAUGAAGGACGAGUCUGCAUGGAUCGGAGCUGGCGCUACUUUGGGUGAAGUUUAUUUCAGGAUUUGGGAGAAAAGUAAGGUGCACGGCUUUCCCGCCGGCGUCUGCCCCACUAUUGGCGUUGGUGGGCAUUUGAGCGGCGGAGGUUACGGAAACAUGCUGCGAAAGUAUGGUUUGUCAACUGACAAUGUUGUUGAUGCUAAGAUUGUUGACGUCAAGGGGAGAAUUCUUGAUCGUAAAGCGAUGGGAGAGGAUCUAUUUUGGGCGCUUAGAGGCGGCGGUGGAGCGAGUUUUGGCGUUGUGUUAUCGUAUAAGAUCAAGUUGGUUCCGGUUCCAGCGACGGUUACUGUUUUUAGAGUUGAAAGGUAUUUGGAAGAGAAGGCAACGGAUAUGGUUUAUCGAUGGCAGCUGGUGGCGCCGACGACGGAUAAGAAUUUGUUCACGAGAAUGCUUUUGCAGCCCGUGACGAGAAACAAGACAAAGACAAUCAGAGCAUCGGUUUUGGCAUUGUAUUUAGGAAAGGCGGAUGACCUUGUGUCCCUUUUGGCUAAGGAUUUUCCUGAACUGGGGCUGAAGAAAGAAAAUUGUAUGGAGAUGAGUUGGAUUGAUUCGGUUCUGUGGUGGGCUAAUUUCGACAAUGGGACUAAACCGGAUGCGUUGCUUGACAGAAAUCUCAACAAGGCUGAUUUCUUGAAGAGAAAAUCAGAUUAUGUUCAGAAACCUAUUACGAAAUUUUCCCUGAACUUGCUAUGGAAAAAAAUGAUAGAAUUGGGAAAAACUGGGUUGGUUUUCAAUGCUUAUGGUGGGAGAAUGGAUGAAAUUCCUGCUUCAGAAACGGCCAUGCCACACCGAGCUGGGAACUUGUUCAAAAUUCAGUACUCGGUGACUUGGAAAGAACCCAGUGUUGAACUUGAAAAGAACUACACAUUUCAGGCAAGAAGUCUUUAUAGUUUCAUGACUCCGUUUGUGUCUAAAAAUCCAAGAAGUGCAUAUUUGAACUAUAGAGAUCUUGAUAUUGGGAUUAACCACCAUGGUAAAGAUAGUUCCAAGGAAGGUGAAGUCUAUGGGUUGAAGUAUUUCAAUGGGAAUUAUGAGAGAUUGGUGAAGGUUAAGACAAUGUUUGAUCCUGAAAACUUCUUCAGAAAUGAGCAAAGCAUCCCUCCUAAAUCUACCAAAUAAGAAAUAGUUAACAAUUGUCAGUCUCCCUUACAGUUCCAUGGAGAAAUGUAAAACGUCCAUAACCUUCACCUUAUCAACAUUCACAAAUAAAUCACAUAAAUUAUUUAUUUAAUAUCCCGAUAAUAUCUUGCAUUAUUCUUCAUUUAAGAUGAAGGAGAAAGCUCUACUCCUGGAUAAAGAAUAUUGAUAAAUAUGGCAGCUUGGCACCCUUAUAAUGGAUUUGUUGUAUAGAUUUA